Molecule: messenger RNA, 1167 nt
Organism: Homo sapiens (human)
Lineage: Eukaryota; Metazoa; Chordata; Mammalia; Primates; Hominidae
Gene: METTL27
Product: methyltransferase like 27
Exons: 6
Coding region: 199-1014 (271 amino acids)
Cellular component (GO): nucleus; cytoplasm
Source: RefSeq, a predicted model, not a curated record
ACACGCCCGAGGCGCGCUGGAUUGGCGGUGAGUUCUGACUCCGGCCUCCUUCGAGACCGUUUCGCUCCGGAUGUCGCCCACCUCCGACCCUCUCUCAGUCGGAGGGCGGAAAAGAGGAAGAUAGGUCCUUCCUCCAGCCGCGGGGCACCCCCUUCUCCCACCUUGCCCUUCCCCCAGCCCUGCAGCCCCAGAGUGAGCAUGGCCCAGGAGGAGGGUGGGAGCCUGCCCGAGGUGCGGGCGCGGGUCAGGGCCGCGCAUGGCAUCCCCGACCUGGCCCAAAAGCUCCAUUUCUAUGACCGCUGGGCUCCGGACUACGACCAGGAUGUGGCCACCCUGCUGUACCGUGCGCCCCGCCUCGCAGUGGACUGCCUCACACAAGCCCUUCCAGGCCCGCCCCACAGUGCCCUGAUCCUGGACGUGGCCUGUGGCACAGGCCUAGUGGCUGCCGAGCUGCGGGCUCCAGGCUUCCUCCAGCUGCAUGGGGUGGAUGGGAGCCCAGGGAUGCUGGAACAGGCCCAGGCCCCCGGCCUCUAUCAGCGCCUCAGCCUCUGCACCCUGGGCCAGGAGCCUCUGCCCAGCCCGGAAGGGACCUUCGACGCGGUGCUGAUAGUCGGUGCCCUCAGUGACGGCCAGGUGCCCUGCAAUGCGAUACCUGAGCUACAUGUCACCAAGCCAGGGACAACCAUCCCCAGCAGAGAUGGCCCAGGACUGUGGCUCCUGCCCCUCCCCCACCUCACCUACCCCUCUCCCCCAGGUGGGCUGGUGUGUCUGACCACCAGGACCAACUCGUCCAACCUUCAAUACAAGGAGGCUCUGGAGGCCACCCUGGACAGGCUGGAGCAGGCUGGGAUGUGGGAAGGCCUGGUGGCCUGGCCUGUGGACCGCCUGUGGACCGCUGGGAGCUGGCUACCUCCGAGCUGGAGGUGGUAUCCGGCAUCUCUGCCAAGGAUGGCUUCAUCUCCGGCAUUGUCUACCUGUACCGAAAGUGGAAGGCGACCCAGGUUGAGGAAGUGAGAUCCAGCCCCCAGCCCCCAGCUGGCCCCUGACUCCAUGUGGCCUUAGCUGGGCCCAUCUGCUGGGCCUCCUCUGCCUCCCCUGUAAAAUGGGACCUCCGAACCAACCCUGCCCCUCAGAAAUGCCCUGCCUAUUAAAUGAGCUCCCAGAAAA